Molecule: messenger RNA, 676 nt
Organism: Angiostrongylus costaricensis
Lineage: Eukaryota; Metazoa; Nematoda; Chromadorea; Rhabditida; Metastrongylidae
Source: the annotation of a GenBank genome assembly
GUCUAUGAGUUUUUCGCUACACAGAUAUUCUUUCUAAGCUUCUGUCAAUCAUCAGCAUCUUCCAACGUCGUAUAGAGGAUUUUGCUCUAGUCAACAAGCAUUGCCACAAAUUCCUUCGAAGGAAACUUUAUUUCGAGUAGAUUGGCUGUUAGAGAACGUGGUUCCGGACGCUCUAAAAACAGGGAUAAUGCCUUUUAUCGAGAUAUGCUGUGAUGACGUAUCUUUCGAAGAUAAGCUCUACAAGUACAAAUUUUCAAAAAAAUCCGAUCUGCUCAUGCAUGUUGCGAAGAUAAAGUUCUAUUUUCGUUAUCGAUCACCAUUUAAUAAAGUUGAGAAGAUUGGUUCAUGUAUUUAUGAAAACGAAGAUGUUGUCGUGUUGCUAUGGCGGUUAAGUACCUUAAAAUCGAGUAUUUGGACAUAUCUUCCGUCAUUCCUCACAAAGCGAGAGCCUAAUCUGAUUACCAUUGAAGGAGCACUGGAUAUACAUGUCAAUUGUGAAGGAAUGGUUUACAAGAUAGUUAAUAGGAAGAUGACAGCCUCCGAUCGAGAAGGUGCCAAAGCCAUGGAGGUUAUGAAAAUGGAAAUAGAAGAAACACGAAAGAAACUGGAAGCGAAAGAAGUUCGUCGAUUGGCUGAGAAGCUUUGUGAAGAGGAUAAACGUCGCAGGAUCCUUUAG